Callorhinchus milii (elephant shark) is the source of this 589-nucleotide messenger RNA. It is a transcript of the gene lamp5, whose product is annotated as lysosomal associated membrane protein family member 5. The record is from RefSeq and is a predicted model, not a curated record. Gene Ontology annotation, cellular component: membrane. NCBI's taxonomy places the organism in Eukaryota, Metazoa, Chordata, Chondrichthyes, Chimaeriformes, Callorhinchidae. The transcript is spliced from 4 exons. The coding region runs from base 1 to 492 and encodes 163 amino acids.
AUGAGGGCUGCAGAGCGUGACACCCACAACACAUCCCGGAUUCAGGAGCGAUUCUGGAAGGUGAAUAAGAUUCAGUUUGUUUAUGACACCUCCCAAGCCUACUUUAAAGACGCCAUAAACCCCGGGAAGCACACGGCAGUGUCUCACCACUUGACGCUGUUCCGGACGCCCGAGGGCAAGUCGUACAAGUGUAAAGCUCAGGAGACACUGGUGCUGAUCUCCAGCGACCACCACAAAAUGGUGUCCCUGUUUCUCUCCCAGACACACAUCCAGCCCUUCGACAUCAACAGUGACUUCAUCUUCAGUGAAGCAUCCAAGUGCGUGGUGGACCAGCAGGAGAGGCUGGAGGAGACCCUUCCCCUGAUUCUGGGGCUGACCCUGGGGCUGAUCAUCGUGGUGAUGCUGACUGUCUACCACCUCCACCAGAAAUACACAGCCACCGCCAGGCAGACACAGGUCCCCAGAGACAGAGCACAAUACAAGCACAUGUAGAGAAUAGUACCUCCCUCAACGCUAGCCCAGCACCUUCACCAGCCAGCGACGGGAGGGAGGGAGAGAGAGAGAGAGAAAGAGGGAGAGAGGGAGGGAG